Truncatella angustata is the source of this 799-nucleotide messenger RNA. RefSeq lists its product as uncharacterized. The transcript has 2 exons. Lineage: Eukaryota; Fungi; Ascomycota; Sordariomycetes; Amphisphaeriales; Sporocadaceae. Gene Ontology annotation, biological process: mycotoxin biosynthetic process. The record is from RefSeq and is a predicted model, not a curated record. Bases 71 to 799 code for a protein of 242 amino acids.
UGUUGCCCCUGUACACUAUCUUCUAAUGCGCGACAUGGUCCAACGCGCCAGUUAACCAGAACAUCCUACAAUGGAGUCAAGAUGGGCUUCUCUCGUUGUAUGGGCUGCUAUUUACGCACUCCUGUUUCUUACAUCGUUUAACAUCUACUAUUGUUUGCGUUUAAUACCCAGUGAGAAUCUGUGCGCCUCUCAUGGAAAACCAUGGACUCCAGUGACCAAAGGGCUCGAAUUUACGUGGCAAAUGUUUCCUGCCCUGAGAUUUACAACGCCAUCAGAAUUCUUUGGCGAGCCGAUCGAGGAAGCCGAUGCGAGCUGGCAUGAGUUCCUACCAGAAAGUCCCAUUGCCAUACCAAAGACCCGCCUGCAUGAUCUCGAUAUUGAAACGAACAGGGAUUUUGUGCAUCUGCCUCGGGACAAAAAGAGUGUCCUCGCACUGCCCGAGGUCUUCGUUCAGCUUGGAUGCAUCAAUUUGUUGAGGCAAAACCUCAACCGCCGCCUAAAAGACAACUCGACAUAUACCAAGAAUCCAGCGUUUCAAGGUUCGGAAGAGGACAUCUUGCAUCGAGCGGAUUUAUGUAUAGAGCGCCUGCGAGACGCCUUCAUGUGCUGGGGUGAUGUCAGUUCAGUACUACAGACUUUGACGGUAGAAACUGCGAACGAGACGUCAAGAAGCGAGAUUGACUUCGGCACAAACCACAAGUGUCGCGACUUUGAUGCAAUUGCAGCGUGGACAACAGAGCAUGCGGUCAAGGCAGUCAGGAUGAGAGACAUGUGGUGGGGCGGUCGCAUAUUUUAUUGA